Heterostelium album PN500 is the source of this 1362-nucleotide messenger RNA. RefSeq names its product recombinase RecA (gene recA). Gene Ontology annotation, molecular function: ATP-dependent DNA damage sensor activity; ATP binding; ATP hydrolysis activity. The transcript has 3 exons. Lineage: Eukaryota; Evosea; Eumycetozoa; Acytosteliales; Acytosteliaceae. The record is from RefSeq and is a predicted model, not a curated record. Bases 1 to 1362 code for a protein of 453 amino acids. Gene Ontology annotation, biological process: DNA repair.
AUGUAUUCUUUAUUAAAUAGAUCAAACAGAUGUUGUUAUAAGUGGGCAACAAACAACAACAACAUCAACAAUGUCAUAAAACCAACUUCAUCUGGUAUAUCAAUAUCAACAACAUCGUCUUUCUCAUUUGUAAAUAGUUUUCAAAGAAGUUAUUCUUCAAAAUCAAAAAAGUUAAAAGAAAAGAUCAAUAAUAAUAAUGAUGAUGAUGAUGAUAUUGAAUCUACAAACACCUCUAGUAAAUCAAAGAAAUCAAGCAAAGCAAGUGGUACAGGAAGUUCACAGUUGGAGUCGACAAUGGCAGAGAUUGAAAAGACAUUUGGAAAAGGAACUCUAAUGAAGCUUGGUACUUCUUUUGCAACACAAAAGGUAGAUGUCAUCUCGUCUGGCUCAUUAGGUCUCGACGUUGCUCUAGGAAUUGGUGGACUUCCUAAAGGUAGAAUCAUUGAGAUAUUUGGUCCAGAAAGUUCAGGAAAAACAACAUUGGCAUUACAUGUAAUUGCACAAGCACAAAAGGCUGGUGGAAAUUGUACUUUUAUCGACGCUGAACAUGCACUUAAUCCUUCGUGGGCACAGAAACUCGGAGUCAACUUGGAUGAGCUGUUCAUUUCACAACCGGAUUCAGGUGAACAAGCAUUGGAGAUUGUUGAUUCGCUGUUGCGUUCAAAGACGAUGCAGGUUAUCGUUGUCGAUAGUGUUGCUGCUCUCGUCCCAAGAGUGGAGCUUGAAGGUGAGAUGGGAGACAGUCACGUCGGUGUACAGGCACGUCUGAUGUCGCAGGCACUGAGAAAACUGUCACCGAACCUAAAGGAAUCAAACUGUAUCUUGAUAUUCAUCAAUCAGAUUCGUAUGAAGAUCGGUGUUAUGUUUGGCAAUCCAGAGACAACCACCGGUGGCAAUGCACUCAAGUUCUUCUCGUCGAUUCGUCUCGACAUCCGAAAGAUUGGCGCCGUCAAGAAGGGCGAGGAAGCGAUUGCAUCGCAGGUCAGAGUCAAGGUGGCAAAGAACAAGUUGGCACCGCCAUUCCGUGAGGCUGUUUUCGACAUUGAUUUCGUGUCGGGCAUCAACAAGACGGGCGAGAUCAUCGACAUGGCUGUCACCGAGGGCAUCAUUGAGAAGGGAGGCUCGUGGUACAGUUACAACCAACAGCAACUAGCACAAGGCAGAGAAAAGACCAAGCAGUAUCUCGAAGACAAUCAAGAGCUACUCAAUGAGAUCGAAUCGAAACUCAGACAACGUCUAGUCAAGUCUGUCGUACCAACUUCCAAACUCAACGAUAACAAUGAAGAUUAUAAAGAUGAAUACGAUCACGAUGUAGAUGGUGAUAGUGAUAAUACAUCAACUAAAAAAGUAGUUGAAGAAUAA